This is a messenger RNA of Danio rerio (zebrafish), 2070 nucleotides long. The record is from RefSeq and is a predicted model, not a curated record. Lineage: Eukaryota; Metazoa; Chordata; Actinopteri; Cypriniformes; Danionidae.
GUUACAACAACACAACACACAUCCACAACAGAACCACCAACUACAACCACUACCCCUGUUACAACAACAACAGAACACACAUCUACAACAGAACAAUCAACUACAACCACUGCGCCUGUUACAACAACACAACACACAUCCACAACAGAACCACCAACUACAACCACUACCCCUGUUACAACAACAACAGAACACACAUCUACCACAGAACAAUCAACUACAACAUCAGCGCCUGUUACAACAACAGAACACACAUCUACAACAGAACCAUCAACUACAACCACUGCCCCUGAUACAACAACAACAGAACACACAUCUACAACCAGACAGACAGCUACAACUACUGCCGCUCUUACAACAACUUUCUUGCCUACAACUACAACCACAGUCUUAACUAGUACACAACCUACAACAAUCACAACAACUGCAAGCUCAAAUCAAGCAACCAGCGAAAAGACAUCAAUAUUUUAUGUUUCGUUUUCCAGCCCUGAUGAAUUUACGAGUGACUUGUUAAAUUCAUCUUCACCGGCAUACAUCGACAGAGAAAAGAAAACCAAACAGCUUGAACCAGCCUUUAAAGAAAGAUUAGGCUCUUUAUACGUUGGAAUGAUUCUUAAAGGAUUCCGUCGUGGAUCAACCAUCACUGAUUUAGAUAUAACAGUGGCCGAUUCAACCAGUAAUGACAGUUCAGUCUCAGAACUAAUAGGCCAAGCUAUUAUUACUGCAAACCUUCCUUUUAAUGUCAGCAGUGUACAAGUGACAACUACAGCUGCCCCUGAUACAGUAACAACAGAACCAUCAACUACAACCACUGCGCCUGUUACAACAACAACAGAACACACAUCUACAACAGAACAAUCAACUACAACCACUGCCCCUGUUACAACAACAACAGAACACACAUCUUCAACAGAACCAUUAACUACAACCACUGCGCCUGUUACAACAACAACAGAACACACAUCUACAACAGAACUAUCAACUACAACCACUGUGCCUGUUACAACAACAAAACACACAUCUACAACAGAACAAUCAACUAUAACCACUGCCCCUACUGCGCCUGUUACAACAACAACAGAACACACAUCUACAACAGAACCAUCAACUACAACCACUGCGCCUGUUACAACAACAACAGAACACACAUCUACAACAGAACCAUCAACUACAACCACUGCACCUGUUACAACAACAACAGAACACACAUCUACAACAGAACAAUCAACUACAACCACUGCGCCUGUUACAACAACAACAGAACACACAUCUACAACAGAACAAUCAACUACAACCACUGCGCCUGUUACAACAACAACAGAACCUACAUCUACAACAGAACAAUCAACUACAACCACUGCGCCUGUUACAACAACAACUGAACACACAUCUACAACAGAACCAUCAACUACAACCACUGCACCUGUUACAACAACAACAGAACACACAUCAACAACAGAACAAUCAACUACAACCACUGCGCCUGUUACAACAACAACAGAACACACAUCUACAACAGAACAAUCAACUACAACCACUGCGCCUGUUACAACAACAACAGAACCUACAUCUACAACAGAACAAUCAACUACAACCACUGCGCCUGUUACAACAACAACAGAACACACAUCUACAACAGAACAAUCAACUACAACCACUGCCCCUGUUACAACAACAACAGAACACACAUCUACAACAGAACCAUCAACUACAACCACUGCCCCUGUAACAACAACAACAGAACACACAUCUACAACAGAACCAUCAACUACAACCACUGCCCCUGUAACAACAACAACAGAACACACAUCUACAACAGAACCAUCAACUACAACCACUGCCCCUGUAACAACAACAACAGAACACACAUCUACAACAGAACCAUCAACUACAACCACUGCCCCUGUAACAACAACAACAGAACACACAUCUACAACAGAACCAUCAACUACAACCACUGCCCCUGUAACAACAACAACAGAACACACAUCUACAACAGAACCAUCAACUACAACCACUGCCCCUGUAACAACAACAACAGAACACACAUCUACAACAGAACCAUCAACU